This is a messenger RNA of Striga asiatica, 1887 nucleotides long. The record is from the annotation of a GenBank genome assembly. NCBI's taxonomy places the organism in Eukaryota, Viridiplantae, Streptophyta, Magnoliopsida, Lamiales, Orobanchaceae.
AUGUCUUCCGGCUUCUCCGGCGGCGUCCCGGACUUCUUCUCCGGCAGCCGCAGGGCCGCCGUUCUACCCACGUCCGCCAACGCUGGCACCUUUAACGCAAAUCCCAACCACCAACAGCAAUUCUCCUUCCGUUCGCCGCUCGCCGGAGUCCCACCCGACCCGGCCGCACAGAUCCGGCGGUCCGAGUUUACCGGCAAGAGGUCGCUCGCCGAUUUUCAGCAGGCGAGCCAGGGAUUAGGAUUCUAUCUCCGGAACGUGAAGCAGAGGCCCGGAAACUACCACCACGCGCCGCCGGUUUCGCCGCUCUCUGCGACGGAUCUCACUCAGAUUCCCUCGAUUUCGCCGGUGAUGUCCGCCCUCAACCCGCGGUACGGCCUCCCCGUCCUCCAGCAGCACCGGCUGCAGCCCCUGACGAUUUUAAACAGAAACGCCGGCGGUAAUUUGCCCGCCGGAGCUUCGAUGCUGAACUCGGGCCAGAACAGGGGAUUCGGGCCGAGUAAUUUGAGUUCGGAACCGGAGUAUUCGACCCGGGAUCAGUCGGAGAAGAGCGUUAUGAUGAGCCACAAGCUGCUGGAGCUCGAAAAGCAGCUCCUCGGAGACGACGAAGAGGGCGAGACAGUAUCCGCCGUCACCGACAGCGAGUGGUCGGACACGAUCCAAAACCUGAUCGGCCCGGCCCGAAAGCCCAUUUCUUCCUCCCCAACCUCGUCCUCCUCCUCGUGCUCCUCGGCCACGCCGGCGCUACCCUGCCCGAAGCAGGCGCUCAUCGACGCCGCGGCCGCCGUCUCCGACGGCCGUCCAGAGGCCGCCGCCGAGAUUCUCGCCCGCUUCCAGCAACCGGCGGCGAACCCGCGCGGGACUCCUGAGCAGCGGCUCGCUGCUUACAUGGCCGCGGCGCUGAGGGCGCGCGUGGCGCCGGCGCAGCUGUCACAACCGGAGGUUCUCGGGAAGGAGCACGCAGCUUCGACGCAGAUGCUGUACGACGCCUCGCCGUGCUUCAAGCUUGGGUUCAUGGCGGCGAAUCUCGCCAUCCUCGAGGCCACGGCGGAGCAAGGGCUCUCCAAAAUCCAUGUCCUCGACUUCGAAAUCGGGCAGGGCGGGCAGUACGUGCACUUGCUCCACGCGCUCGCUGCUAAGUGGAAGACAGAAACCCCCAAUUACGACGGCGCGUCGUUGAGAAUCACCGCCGUGGUGGAUAAAUCCACCGCCGGCGGCGCCGCCGCCGAGGAGAAACUGAGAAUCGUGGGCGACGGCCUCCGAGCGCUGGCCACCAGAAUCGGAGUCCCGCUAGCGUUCGCAGCAAAAAAUCUCGAAAUCGCCGAGUUAACUCGGGAGAAUCUGGGAAUCCGGGACGGCGAGGCCCUUGCCGUGAACCUCGCGUUCCGGCUGUACAGGCUGCCUGACGAGAGCGUGACCACGGAGAAUCUGAGGGACGAGACUCUCCGGCGCGUGAGGGGUCUGUCGCCGGAGGUCGUGGCGGUGGUUGAGCAGGAGUUAAACACCAACACUGCCCAGCUGGAGGCGCGUGUGCGGGACACGUGGGAGUACUACGGGCUGCUGCUGGACUCGCUCGAGUCGACUCUGGCCCGGGACAGCUCGGACCGAGUCAGGAUCGAGGAGGGGCUUGGCCGGAGGAUGGUCAACGCUGUGGCACGAGAGGGUUUGGACCGAGUCGAGAGGUGCGAGGUGUUUGGGAAAUGGCGGGCCCGGAUGUGCAUGGCCGGGUUCGAGCCGAGGCGCAUGAGUCGACUCGUGGUGGACUCGCUCCGCGCUAAGUUGAACUCUGGGACACGUGGCAACCCGGGUUUCAGUGUGAGCGAGGAAUCGGGCGGCGUGGGGUUUGGUUGGAUGGGUCGGAAUCUGACGGUCGCGUCUGCGUGGCGUUGA